UCUCUGAUUUUCAAGAUGAAGAAAGCACUGCGGUUUACGUUAUUGUUUGCUUUUCUCAUUCAAAUAAAUGGAUUGUCUAUAUUCACGGACAGCAACAGUUCAUCUUUACUGGACAUCAGUGACCCGGACUCCAAAAAUACAGACGUCUUCCGACAGUUACUGAACCAAGAAACGAUCAUCAGAAUGUCACUGGUGAAGAACGUUCACGCCUUAAUGAAGGACAUGCUGGAUCUAAAGAAAAGUAUGGAGACAUUGGAAACAUCCCAACAGAAAACAGACGUAGACGUGGCCACCUUAAAACAGAAGGUUGAUAAACUGAAAAGAGACAACCAAAUACUUGAGCUUGAAAACAGGCGAUAUGAAGAAACUUUCAGAGCUGUUACAGAAAAUUUCACCAAAGUCGACGAAUACAUUCAACAGGUUUUGGAAAAGUUGGAGGAGAAAAGAGAACGUUUUGAGACAAAUACUAGUGUAGUACUUGCAGAUCUUAAAAUGGAAGUUAGGUACCUGUCAGUGACUCUUCUGGAUUUGAAUAAACACACUUUGGAAAUUGACAAGAAAUUUCCAGAAAUGAUGCAGGAAAAAUAUGAACAGUUAUCUUUGAGAUUGAACACCUCUGUGGAGAACCUGGGGAAUGAUAUAAUGACAACAAAUAAAACAAUGUUAAAAUCAGUGUCAGACCUCGAAAACUCACAAAAUAUUAUGCAAAAUUCUAUAUCUGUUAACAUCAGUAAAACAUUAGAGGAAAUAAUGGCGGAAGUAAAACAAUCUAAGAAUGAACAGCUGCAACUGUCUUCUGCCGUGUCCUCUCUCGAGGUGUUCCGAAUGAAUGUGACGAAUAACAUAUUAGGUAAGUCUAAGAAGGUAGCUUUCUCCGCCUCAGUAUCAUCCAGCAGCACAUCAUGGAUCAGUGGAACGCUUGUUUUUCCUUCUGUUAUCACCAAUGAAGGGAAUGGAUACAACCCAAGUAACGGAAUAUUUACAGCUCCUAUCGCCGGGAUGUACGUCUUCUUCCUGAAUGUUCAAAGCUAUUAUAGAGAAACCAUAUAUGUUGACAUUGUGUUGAAUGGAUCAACUAGAGUCAGAACUAUGGCCGUUAGUAACAAAAGUGAUGAUUAUUACGAAGCAGGUCCCAAUCUGGUGGUACUGACUAUUCAGAAGGGAGACGCAGUGUGGAUCAAACAUUACUCUGGUUCAGGCUAUUACCACGAUGGUCCCAUCACUACUUUCUCUGGUUUUCUUAUACACAUGUAAUUAGAUAUGAAAUAUUCGAUGUGCAUGCUAUAGGCAUUGAUUAUGCAUGUUCUUUUACAAAUUAAUAACAUAUGUUGCAGUUUGAUUGAACAUGGUUCACUGUAAUUAAGAAUACUGAAAAAUGGUAUAUUUUCUUGAAGCCAAACUUUCGUGGUUUAAUGGAAAAUAUGGGUG
Saccostrea cuccullata (small rock oyster) is the source of this 1428-nucleotide messenger RNA. RefSeq names its product multimerin-2-like. Lineage: Eukaryota; Metazoa; Mollusca; Bivalvia; Ostreida; Ostreidae. The record is from RefSeq and is a predicted model, not a curated record. Gene Ontology annotation, molecular function: protein binding. Bases 16 to 1254 code for a protein of 412 amino acids. The transcript is spliced from 3 exons.